AUGCCUGGCCGACAAGCACACGGACGGUCUCUGACCGCAGCGCCCAAGGCAAAGAAGGCUGGCAAGAACUCCAAGGCGCGCGCGCAGAAGAAUGCGCUGAAUGCCUUUGGUAUCGCACAGGAGCAUUUCCCCUCCAAAGUAAAAAAGACGCCACGAUACCGGGAGCUCGACGCCGACAUUGAGCACAAGCGCGGACGAGGCGACGACGACGACGAUGAAGACGACGAAGACGAAGAGGACCAGCCGCAGCGCAAGAAACCCAGGGCUGCACCCCGCCCUGGCAACGAGGACGUCGACUACGGCAGUGACAGCGAGGGCAACGAGUGGCAGCUGGGUGGCAUGGCCGACGACGAUGACGACUCGGAGAUUGAGAGUGACGACGCCUUUGGCGACAGCGACAACGAGAAGUUUGACGAGUAUCACUUUCGAGGGUCCAAGGCCAAGAAGAGCAAGAAGAAUGAUUCCGAAGGGGAUGACGACGACGAGGGUGACUCGGAGGAUGAGGAGGGCGAGACCCUAGGAGAGGAAGCCAUCGACCUUGCGACUGCCCUGGAUCAAUGGGAAGAAGACUCGGAGGAUGAGCCAGAGCAAGGGUCUGGUUCAGAAGACGAUGACGAAUCGGAUCAGUCAGGCGAAUAUGACAGUGACGACGAGAAUGCACAGGAGAAUGAGGACGAAGACAACACUUCCGACGACGAGGCGGAUCCCGAGAAACUGGAAGCGCUGCAAGGACUCGUAUCGGGCUUUGGCACCAAGGCGAAAAAAGGAGACAACGCAUCAUCACGACAGAAGAUCAACAUUGGCGACUUGGGGCUGAGCGGCCUCGACGAUCCCUUCAUCAAGAACUCGGUCAAGCUUAUGAACAAGGAGGAGAAGGAGAAGCGACCCGGAGCCACAAAGAAACUCGACAUUCCUGUGUCCAGGCGCGAGCAGGGACGCAUCGACCGCGCGGCUGCGUAUGAGAAGACCAACGAGACCCUCGACAGGUGGAACGACACCGUCAAGCAGAACCGUCGGGCUGAUCAUCUAGUCUUCCCGCUCCCCCAGACAGACGGCAACGCAGGUCUCAACACGACCGAACUCCAGCCCCUGAGCAGCACCCACGCCACCAAUGAGCUAGAGUCCACCAUGAUGUCUCUCCUGGAUCAGAGCGGGCUAUCACUGGACAAGCCCAAGAAGGAGAAGCCCAAGGUGUACGACGAUGACGGCAACGAGCUCAGCAACAAGGAGAUCCUCAACCGCAAGCGACUAGAGCGCGAGCUCGCACAGCGAGAGGCGAAGCGCGCCGCGCGUGUCAAGAAGAUCAAGAGCAAAGCCUACCAUCGUGUCCACCGGAAGCAGAAGGAGCGCGAAGCCGCCGGACUGGAGGAGGACGGCGAGGUCGACUCGGACGCGGAGCGCGAGGCGCAGGACCGCCGCAGAGCGCUGGAGCGUGUCGGGCAACGACACAAGGACAGCAAGUGGGCCAAGAUUGGGAACCGGGCGAAGCGCGCCGUGUGGGACGACGACUUCCGCACAGGUCUCAAUGAGAUGGCCCGCAUGGACGACGAACUUCGCCGAAGAAAAGAGGGCAAGAUGGUCGACUCGGAUGAUGACACCUCUAGUUCCGGUAGUGAUUCCGAGGACGAUGCCACACUGCUUCGAAAACUCGAGGCCGUGGAGAACGAGGAUGGAGAGCCUUUGUCGAGGCUCGAGCAGAUGAAGUUUAUGCGAAACGCCGCCGCCGGCCGCAAGCAGAUGGAGGCCGAGGAGCUGGAGCGCAUCAAGAAGGAGCUCGGCGCUGGGUCGGACGGUCCCGCGAGUGACGAGGAGAAGGAGGUUGGUCGACGCACAUACGGCGGGCCGGCCAAGAGCUUCUCAACAGCGCUGGACACCUCGGAGCGCAGAGCCGAGCGUCGGAACAGCGAUGACGAGGACGACGAGGAAAAUGAGGUUGAGAUCCAGACCACCGCCAGCAAAGCGCCCGCUGCUUUCCAGACGAAUGAGCCGUCGGCCGCUGCCACCAAGGGCAAGUGGUCCUCCAGUCUCUCGCGCGCGCGCGAGCCCGCAGCAGACGACAGCAAAGACGUCGUGUCGACAGUGCACAGCGGCAAGGGCCAGUGGUCGCAGGGCAAAGCUCGUCGCAAGGAGACACGCUCUUCAGCCCCCGAGAGCCUCGAACUCGACGCAGCCACCCUGAUCAAACGUCCUGCCCCCAAGAAGGCGUCUACACAAAAGCCAUCGGCAGCCGCCAAGGGCGGCCAGGACGAUUCCGACGAGUCCGAGACAGAGAACCACCUGCCCCUCGCGAUUCGCGACCAAACCCUCGUCGACCGUGCCUUUGCCGGCGACGACACUGUGGCUGAAUUCGAGGCGGAAAAGGCCGACGUGGCCGAGGCCGACGACGACAAGGUGAUUGACAACACGAUUCCCGGCUGGGGCUCGUGGGUCGGCGAGGGCGUCAGCAAGCGCGAGCAGGAACGCCAAAGGGGGCGCUUCCUCACCAAAGUGGAGGGCAUCAAGAAGAAGGAUCGUCAGGACGCGAAACUGGACAAGGUGAUUAUCAACGAGAAGCGCAUCAAGAAGAACGGCCGCUACCUCGCCUCGCAGCUGCCGCACCCCUUCGAGUCCCGAGCGCAGUACGAGCGAUCUCUGCGUCUGCCGGUCGGACCAGAGUGGCAGACCAAGGAGACCUUCCAGGACAGCACGAAGCCGCGUGUGCUCAUGAAGCAGGGCAUCAUCGCGCCCAUGGCCAAGCCGAAAUAG
Emericellopsis atlantica is the source of this 2745-nucleotide messenger RNA. Its product is annotated as Utp14 protein-domain-containing protein. Gene Ontology annotation, cellular component: nucleolus; small-subunit processome. The record is from RefSeq and is a predicted model, not a curated record. Lineage: Eukaryota; Fungi; Ascomycota; Sordariomycetes; Hypocreales; Bionectriaceae. Gene Ontology annotation, biological process: rRNA processing. The coding region runs from base 1 to 2745 and encodes 914 amino acids. The transcript is spliced from 2 exons.